ACGCUCGCCAGCGGCCGGUGGCCGUGAUCAUCCUCGGUCGGGAAUCGGGAAUAUCAAAGCGUCUCUGCAUAUACACAGUAUGUCCUGCACACGGAAUGAACCCUACACAGCAUGAAGUGUAGCUAUCCACACACACAUAUACGCACGUCGGCCUGUCUGUAUGUGUCCAUCUCUCCCGUGUCCAUCCAUCCAUCCAUCCAUUCGCUCUUUCCCCCAGCUAUAGGUAGUUCCCUCUUUAUCAUCCUCUCGUCUGCCUGUCUGCCCCACUAUCACAUCGGAUGACGCGCCAACAAGCCAUGACGGUACCUGACAGAAGAAACCACACACAGACAUGGACGCAAGCAACGGAUGAAUGAAUAGCCGACAGACCGCCCCGUGUGUUUGUGAGAGAGCCCUCUCACCUUUAGAGUUUGCUCAAGGUCGGAAACGGUGCUUGGCCGCCUUCUCCUUCUGCUUUGCCAGCUUCUCCCGCUUGGCCAGUGCCUCCGCCCUCUGCUGCUGGUGGCGAGCCGACAGGCAGGUCGCCACUCGGGGCACACUCGCGGCGGGCUUGGUUGGGGACGACGUGGUGGGAGUGGGCUUGGCGUCCUCGACCUCGUCCUUGGUGUGGGUGUUAUCCUCCUCCUUCUUCUCCUCCUCCUUGCUAGCAUCUCCGGUGACGAGCUUGGUGGCAGCCAUCUUGGUCUUACCCUCGGCCGCAGUCUUGGCAUCCGACUGGGCGGCCGCAGCAGCCUCCUCCUUCGCCUUCUUGCUCGCGGCAUCCUCGGCCGCCUUCUUCUCCUUUGCCUUCUCACUCUGCACAAGGAAGCAGACGGGCACAUCCAGGCAAAGAGAAUGAAUGAAUGACGCGUCCGUCUGUUGUCGAGCGUCGUCUGGUCCGUCAGUUCAUUACCAUCACGUACUGCAUGGCCAACUCGUGGGGUUUGGGGAGCUUGAUCUUCUGAUGGACAGACGACACACACCGGACAGAGAGUGAGAGGUGUGGUGUGUUGCUCAAGGGCCCAUUCAGCGAGUGGACUCUGCUUACGAAGGAGACGAGUUUCCAGACAGGCAACGAGUUCCGCCACUCCACAUGGGCCCGGGCCACCUCAUACGCCUCCUUGAGCUUAUGAAACGCCGCGAGAGAGCCGCCCUCCUUGUCUGGGUGGCACUCCUGCACGCACAACACACAUGAUUCAUUGCAUGCCAGCGAGCAUCGAAUGAACUGCAUCCUUCCGCCAACGUGAACCGUCCUCAUUCGUUAAUGUGCUGACCUGCGCGCGCUGCAGGAACCGUGCCCUCACGUGUGCGGGCGUGGUGGGCAGGCGAAGGUCCAGCGCAGCGAGGGCAUCGGCGGGCGAGAGGCUGGACAUCGCGGCUUGCUACGCCAAGGGAGUGGACAACCUCACCGGCUCGACUUGCUACGGCUCAGCCUGCAUCCGCCCUCCUGGC
Molecule: messenger RNA, 1431 nt
Organism: Vitrella brassicaformis
Lineage: Eukaryota; Vitrellaceae
Source: the annotation of a GenBank genome assembly